Messenger RNA from Bombus huntii, 9101 nucleotides. RefSeq names its product zinc finger protein rotund (gene tara). The transcript has 10 exons. Gene Ontology annotation, cellular component: nucleus. Gene Ontology annotation, molecular function: transcription regulator activity. The coding region runs from base 1425 to 2723 and encodes 432 amino acids. The record is from RefSeq and is a predicted model, not a curated record. Lineage: Eukaryota; Metazoa; Arthropoda; Insecta; Hymenoptera; Apidae.
UUCUCUCUGCGUCUCACUGCCAGCCAACUUGCCUGUCUGCUUGCCUGGCUUGCCUGACUGCCUUGCUCGUUUACUUACUUGCUUGCAUGCUAGUCUGCCUGCUAGGUUGCUAGCCUGCUUGCUUGGCCCGCUUGCUUCGUUCAACCUCUACGUCGGUGUAACCUUGGUGGAGAAUAACCCGCCGUUCAAUUCAAGGAAUUAUGACGGCCCCUCGAUUUUCUCUUUUUCUAUUUGCUAGCCCCUCUUUUUCGUUCUUUGUCACUAGUUUCCUUCUCUAUCCCUCUUUCUCUUCUGUUUCGAGAUGAGUAGAGAGUAAAGCCAGUUCUUUACUUUGCUCGUUGGCGCUCAUCCGUGCUGAUAUUUACGCGCCUAUGGGCCCCGUGCAGCGAGCGCCGCCAUUACCUGAACUCCACCAAUGAUAUCGUUCGAUAUACAAAGCGAGUUCGAGAAUCGAAAGCUGCGUUCCAAAGAUAUAAUUAUGAAGCGAUAUUUUUCAAAGUUCCUUGAACAUCCUCAAUUUGCGCCGUACGUUGAUUCAAGCGACAAAGAAAACGUACAAUUUCGAAAUUGUGGCGACGCGGAAGAAAUAUAUAUGUGCUUGUCAAGAAUUGCAGAAACAGCGCCAUCGUCUGAUGGUCGAUGGUGCGCAGGAGUAAAUGAAUGCGUUUCGAGCUUUGUUCUUCUUCGUUAAUCAAUUCGACUAUGCAAUUUUUCAACAUAACGAUGAACGAUGGCCAACCGGUUUGAAGGUUAGAUAAAGAAGUUACAGCGGAAAUCAGCGUACAUUAACGAACACAGAGAACUACUGAUGGCGAGUGGCUGCAUUGGCGUAACCAGUCAAUGAUUGAUCGGCUGGAAAUCUCGGCAACGGUAUACCGGCCAGAAUUAACCCUUGAGAUACACUCCGUAUGUCUCACGGGCCCUUCAGUCACUUGAAAUUAUCGGCGAGCACGAUUCCUUCGGACAAUCCUUGAAACUCCAAGACACUUCACCGGCAGCCCACGAGCGAGCAGCGACAACCUGCGACUAUGCGGAGUCAGAGUGAUGCGCGCGUCUGUGUGUGAGGUCCGCUGGAUGCUUUUUGCGUUUCACAGGUCUCGCUAUAUCUGCAGCGUACAAGAGCUGCGGCCCACGGACGAGCAUCCCUGCACCACCGUGUUCCUGCGCUGGAAACGAGCCUCGGUUGGGAAAAAUCCUGCCACACCAUCCACGGCGGACGUAGUCGCGAGUCACGUUCAAGUUUGUUUGCAACGGAAUAAACAGCCGCUGAUUGGUCGAAGAAGUAACAGAGAGCCGGCCUGCACGCAAGAAGCAAUGACGGAGGGCUGUCAUCGAGCAGAAACUCCGAGGGACGUUGAUCGCGAUAGCAGCGGACGCUUGAAAAUGUCAGCGGACCAAGAUAAUUAGAGGAUCAUCUCUGGGAGAUGCUCGACGUUCCCCCCUUUUCUCGUGGACUCCUCAUUUUGAGUUGUGCAAUGAUGGGUCUGCAGGCCACGGCAGGAAAACGUAAACUGGAGGGAGGUGUGGGCUGCAUGGAGUUCGACAUGGAUAUGGGCGAGAGCCCAUCGAAGUUAGGCCGGGUGGAGGGUAGCUGGUGGGCGAUGGAGGAUAGUUACACGCCCCCGCUGAGUCAAACGCCGGCUUCUUAUUACGAUAUGGAAGUGAGUUCGCCCUGCCUGCAGACAAAUCCCUGUCAGCCGACAUCGGCAAGUCAGCAGCAACAGCAACAACAUCAGGCGGCACAGCAACAGCAGCAGCAACAGCCGCAGUCGUCGACGCCAACGUCAGCGCCACCGCCGUCUACGGUGGCGCAUCUGCACCAUCAUCCGCAGCACUACUAUCAUCAUCAGCGCGGACCUAGCAGCCCGGUCGGUAACAACGGUUACAGCCAACUGUCGAGGCCUCAGCCGCAGUGGGGCGCACCUCAUCAUUACGAGCCGCCAACGAUACGGCGAGAAGAAAAUGGAAAGAGUUAUUUGGAGCUUGGUUCUAGUUAUCGAGCGAACGAGAGGUGCUGCGAAGGUUCGAGGUCAAGCUGGUGUCGACGUGGUAGAGCGUGUUACAGACAAAGGCGACUAGCCGUUUUAAAUAUUUCGAUGUGCAAGCUGGCGAGGUAUCGCCAAUUUCCGGAUCCGAGUCUUCAUCGAUCGGUUCUCAUCUGCAAUACACUGAGGCAUCUAGAACGCGAGAUGGAGAGGGACAGAAGUCCGCCGCCCAUGGAGCCGGUUAUACCGGCACCGAUUGCUCAACUUCAACCUCCUGAGCAGGGCAGGUUAACACCGUUCCCGAUGCCACCAACGUCUUCGAACGAGACAGACGUCGAUUCCGGCAUCGGUGAUAGCGACGACAGCCGUUCCAUCAAUUGGGGCAGCGUGCUGUCUCUCUCGAGUCAGUCGCCGCUGGAUCCAUUGAACAACAACGAGUUACUGGAUGUCGAUAUCGGCCCAGACCUAGAUUUAGACUUUAUGCCUGGAUGGAAGCUGACGCCCCUGUCCGCGGACGAUAUCCUUAGAAGUACGACGGCACAGGAACAGCAGCAUCAUCAGCAUCAACAGCAUCAUCAUCAUCAACAGCAGCAGCAGCAGCAGCAGCAGCAGCAGCAGCAGCAGCAACAUCUGGCGCCAACUAGCGGCAGCUGCGCUAGUAGCAACGUCGGAAACGCCUGCGUCAGCACUGGCAGUAGCAGUAGUACGCACGAAUCGUUAAUGUGCGUUGGAUCAUAGCCCCCGAUUUUGACAUCGAUGAGUCAUCUCAUCGAUUUUUACCCGCUGAUGCCGCAGAGUAAAUAAAAACAAAAAGAGAAAAAAAAAAAGCAAGCGCGGCAACAAACUCGCAAUGAACCACAAAUCGCAGAAACGAGGUACUCGCCCGCCUCUCCGAUAUGUGCGACGCCUGGUCGGCGAUUCUCCAGGAGGUCUUCUUUUUCUUAUUUAUUACCGUUCGUGUCAAUUACGCACCGAUCGAUUAUCUCGGUUACAUUCUACUUGUAGCAUACCGAUAACCAGCAUGGGUGGUCUACUGAUUGUAGGGAAGAGAGAAAGAGAGAGAGAUAGAGAUAAAUAAAGAGAGAAAGGGUACGCGUCGCGUUACCCUGUGUUCGCAGGUGCAGCCGCCACGGAAUUCAUGGCCCAUCGGGAGUGCUUCAAAUGCGAAGCAACCAGAGGUGAUUACAAUUUAUAAGCCGACGAGUAAACUUGAUCUCGCGUUGUUCCAAUUAUCCACUACGAUUCGACGUUUUAUACCUUAUAUCACGUUGCUCGGGAUGAUUUUCAUUCGAAAUCGUUCGAAUUAAUCGAGACCGUUUUAUGAAACUGUUUCCUUCAAAAGUUUUACACUUUAUAUAUAUAUAUAUAUAUAUAUAUGUAUAUAUAUGUAUAUAUAUGUAUAUAUAUGUAUAUAUGUAUAUAUAUGUAUAUAUAUAUACAUUCACGCGUUUGAACGUACUAAUUAUAUUAGAAAAAUUCGAGUUUUCAUAGGAUGGAACAACGCGAGGUCGGGUGCUCUCCUUCGGUCAUCAACAACCACCUCGAAAACGAGCAUGGCUAUACUAUAUCGAAACGAUGUGUUUUUGCAGCUGCACCUGCGAAUUCAGCGGCGCAUAUCAGUUCCCGAGUCGCUCGAAAUGUCGUCACCGGCGGCACGUCAGACACGAAAGAGCGAGAAUAGCGUGAGAGAGUAAAACAGAAAAAAAAAAAAAAAGAAAGAAAGAGAAUAAUAGUGAGAGAGCGAGAGAAAGCGAGUGAGAGAGCGACAGGGAAAAAGAGAGGUAGAGAGAAAGGGUUGGAAAAGUCUCAGAGCUUUCAAUGUUCACGCCACCGGGCCGGGCGAUAGGACAAGUACAGAGGAUCGGUGGUAACCUUCUCUUCGGCUCCUUAAAACAACGACGAUAAAGCGGCACGAAACCCCGACAGAGACCUACGUAUGCACACAGAAUAUAAUCUAAUUGUUACAUUCGAUAGAAAAGUGUCCUUCUCUUCUUUCUACCGUAUUAACUCUCGCUAUUUUUGUUUCUCUUGUUUUUGGUAACAUCGGCACAGCGUGAUAUGCGUAUAUCGCUCGCCUAGCCGGCUGACGUUGAGAACUCUUCGGCGACGUCCGGCGUCGUUCGCGACAGCCGAUCGAAACGGGGAGUGUCCAUCAUCAUCGAUCGAUGUUUUCUCUUUGGAUUAGAAAGACUAUCCAGUCGACGAUUAAAUUAAUGUCAUACACUCUGACACACUAACGAUACACUUACACGCGUAAGACAUAACCGCCGUGGCCUAUAUCGUACACUAAUACACGUACACGCACCACAUGUACACGCCGUAUACGCUCUUAUACACGUACAUAGAUACUAUAUGUGUACAUCAGGAGAGAAAGAGAGAGAGAGCGAGAGCGAGCGAGAGAGAGAGAGAGAGAGAGAGAGAGAGAGAGAGAUACAGGUUCGUACACGGAAAAGUCGAUAUGGUGCUAGGACGAUCACACCCUGGUGCUUAAUUCUGUACACACAGAGACACAUGUGCGUAAGUUCGCACGGAUCGCCUGCAGUCUUCGUUAAGAAGUCUAGAUACGUCCUGACGUCGUGAACAGGACACACCGUGAUCCAACGUAUUUCCAUCAGGAUUCUUCGUACGAGCUAUAUGGCUUGUCGGUUCGGGUACCUUGCAGAGGACGUGCGAGCAUUGGAUGAAAAUACGUUGGAUGGAGACGCGUAACUGUGUUCUGGCGCACGAUGCUAACAAAUGUACCUGCAUUUUAGAAAUCGGGAUAAAUGUUCGGUCCCUUCGUGUCGUCGCGCGGAGGCCACUGCGCGCCACUGAUCUCUCGUUAAUAAUUAUGUACUAUAAUACUAUUGUAAAAUAGAGUGUGGCCGACGAGCAGUGAACGAAGGCGACCAAUGAUUCAUUUGGAACGAUGUGGAACGGUGGGAUUAUUAAGCGAGGAGAAGAAAAAAGAUAGAAAGAAAACGAAAGAAAAGAGUAAAAUAAAGUAAAGUAAAACUCGACGAUACGCACUUCGCGAAGAGGAACGGCGAUCCGCGCGCGAUCUCGUCCUCAACGUCCACUAACUGAAAUCCAACGGAGCAGCUAUACUUAAAUCGAAGAUAAGCGUCGUGUAAAGCAAAUCUAUGAACAAGCGACAAAGCGAAUAUAAGAAAAAGUAAUUUAUAAAUCGACUGAUUUACCUUGCGAGAUAGCGGACAAAGAAAGGAAGAAGACGGAAGACGAUUCAAGUAACGAAGAAAGGGAAGCUCUAGCCGGCAACGUUUCGCCACACGAAUUCAUUUAUACCGUAAUUAAUCGAGUGUUAAGCCGACGAUGAUGUAUGACACUUACACAUACCGUUACAGCAAACUCGUACGUACACGCGCGACACCUCCACCACACAAAUGGACACUUUUAUACACGAGAUACGCUACGUACUUGAAUGUAUAUAGAGAUGCAACACUACGUGCUAAGUGUAAUAAUGAUUAACACGAACCGUCAACCCUCGGCAGCUUUCAGUUUUUCGUUCCUGUUCCGACGAUCGUUUCUUUCUUUCGUUUUCCAUCAUUCUCCAUCGUCGUAUUACCAAUUUCGAAUCUUUUUCUGGCUCCCGCGCGUUUCAUCGACGCCUUUUUGUACUCGAUUCGACGCCGUUAUCCCGCGUUGCUUUCCGCUACGCCAAUCGCCUCGCCUCUAUCCGAUUCGUUCAUUCGUUCCUCGCUUAUUUCCUACAAGGAAAACAACGAGCAAUAUUACUUGAACGGCGCGAAGGAUCUAGGAGAAGAACGUGUACGCGUGCAUCGAUCUCGAGCUGUUCGCAAGCUUCCUUCAAAACGGCCAAUGAGAACAUCGUUCUUCCCGAUCGUCAUACAGGCCGGUGUUUGAUCAAACGUUUUGUACAUUCACAACUGUUUAUACUGUGAUCGCAUUGUAAAUAUUAUCGGAAAAACGAAUAUCGUACGUAAUAGAAGAAAAAAAAAAAAAAAGAAAAAUUGUACACGAAUGAAAGGAAAGUCGUUGGAACCAAAAAGUUGAAUAAAGACUGCGUCGUUUAAUUUACUACGAAGGGCGAUAGUAGAAAGUAACAUUUUGCGAUCAAACGUCGUCGGUCAGUAGAUGUAAAGAAGGAAGAAGACGAGAUGUGUUCUCAUUAGCUUGUUGCGUCUCUUAGGAUUACGAAUCGCUCGAGUUCUACCAUCCUAUCUACGACCGCGCGUAAGAUGUUAAAACGCGAGAAACACAUAUGUACAUGAUACGUGGACACACAGGCAUACACAACACAGAUGCACACACAGAUAAAGCGCACGUUGCGCGAGAUUGCGCUCGAUGCGUAUGUGCGGCGGAGCGUUUUCAGGGAGAUGGUCGGUGUUGUUUUCUUGCAUGGUGUACCAAUGGGAACUGGCGUGAACGUACACGCGACGUACGUACACGAGAUACAUCAACGUAUGCUACAUCGUUGAAAAAUUCGUCCAUCGCGUUGAUGCAUCUUUCCAAAUACAAAUGCGCCUUUCCGUGUUUUGCGAUCGCAAGCGCUACCUCAUCGGCUUGGUGUUCCGUGACGAGGAGGACGCCUUACAAUUUCACUUUCGAUACACGCUGUACUCGCCGAUAAAACAAAAUUCCAGCCAAUCUACCGGAUAGAUGUGAGAAACGGGCGUUGACUGACGUAUCGAAUUUCGUUAAUACGAAGAAGAAAACCGCGCACUGGUUACGCGUACGCGAACAAAAUACUCAUGCCCCUCGAUCGCAACAUUUUGUAUCCCGUUCGGUCGAGUUGAUCGUUUAACGGAAUGCCAAGCACCGCGUUACGCGACACUAGACUCGCUUCUCGAGAGUUGAAGAAGUAAAAAAGAAAAAAAAAAAAAAGAAAAGGAACUCGGGAGGCGACAAAAUAAUUUCGUAUUUUUUACACGGAGACGCAGCAUCGCUGCGUUCGAACGCGACAUUAAGUUACACGCGAUUACACACACAGUACAUGUACACGUAACGAAGACUCGGUACCGAAGGAGUGACUGUGAGUUCGGCGUUCGAGAGUGGCGAGCGUGUUGAAGAGCGAAAGAGGACGUGAGUUUUUCUUUUCCUUUCCGUUUCUCUUCUCUCUCUUUUCUUUUUCUUUUUUUUUUCGUUUUUUUUUUCUCGUUUCAAUUCGUGGAUCACGUGACGCAGCUUAGGGAAAAAGGAAAAAGCGUGACCGUGCGAGAGAACGACGAUACGAGUUCUAAAUACACGUACGUUUCGACGAGUGCGCCGGUGUGCGUGUUAAUGUUAAAACGUUUUAAGAAAAAAAAGCGAUAAAAAAAGAUGGAUGACGUAAAAUGGGUGUGCGACGAACACCUUCUUCCGAUGGGAGGUGCAAGUAAAAAGAAACGAGCGACCGAGAAGGAGAAGACGUGGAAGAAAAGGAGCAUGAAAGAUGAAAAGUUGUAAAUAGUAUAAAUAGUACACGCGCAGAAGUACGUUUAAGCGGAAAUAAAAGAUGAUAUAAUAGGUAUAAUGUGAAGAAAAAUAUACGCAUAUAAGAUAUUAUUAUAUAUUAUAUAUAAAUAAGAAGUAUAUAUAUAAGAUUAUUAUGUAUAUUUACCGUGGUAAGUGAUAUACAAAAAGCGGUGACGGGGACUCGCGCAAUCUCGUUGUCGUGUUCGGAUGAUGUUGCUGUGAUUCGCGGCUGGCCCACGCAACGAUUUCCUGUUCAAAUUCAUUUCUGCUCGUAAGACGCAUAUCCCGCCAGACAUCUCGUUCUCUUUUUCUAACCACACACGCACACACACAUACACACACGAAAAAAACACACCACCACUCCGUUCUUGUCAUCCGUAUUUUCCCAUACGAUACAUGCUCUUCCAGAUUGUUUUCACGUGUGUAUGCAUCCAAUGUAGAUAAUCGCGUCCGAUCGUCGUACGCAUAUCGCCGCGAAUUCUUUCUCCUCUCAUUGUCCGUCGAUCUUUCCCUUUCCAUUUGUCGUCACUCGUCGCGUUUAAGAGUGAUGAGCCGGGCGUAACGUAUAUAACGACAGCUAGAUACGGACAAGAAUGCAGAGCCGACAGUGCCGGCAAUGUUGCGUUUCUUCGCUCCUUACGAGACAGACAAGUUGCAUCGUUCUCUGCGUCGAAUUUAUUUAUGUAUACACGGUGGGUUGGUUGUAGAGCGUUUAGUAUCCGGCUUUCUUCUGUGCGUCUGUUCGUUGUUAACAUGAAAGGGAAAAGAAAAAAAAAAAAAGAGAAAUACAUACGUUUUUGUUAUAUCGUCAUCAUUAUUAUUAUUAUUAUUAUUAUUAUUAUUAUUACUAUUAUUAUUAUUAUUUUAAAUAUUAAUAAAUGUAAAUUUUAUAUUGUCCUACGAAGAGUUAAUGGAAUUGGGCUGUCGCGAAGAUGUACGAUUUAAGUUCCUAUUACCACGAUAUCUAACGAAGAAUCAAUUAAAAGAGCAAUCUACACGAUCAGAGCGAACGAGUAAAAUAUGAAGUGCAGCGACAGCAGCGUUCUCGUGUGGGCCGCCUUGCGAACGCAACGUCCUCGAAUCCUCCUAUUUCUUUUCUUGUUUUUCUUUUUGUGCGAUUACUAUUAUUAUUAUUAUUAUUAUUCUUAUUCUUAUUAUUAUUAUUAUUAUUACUACUACUACUAUUAUUAUUAUUAUUAUUAUCAUCAUUAGCGUUAAUACUAUUAAUAUUAUUGAUACUAUUAAUGAUCGAUCGUUUUUACCGAACGCCUUAACCGAACGCGAAAAGAGAACGGUCUCUUCCUUUCUUUCGGACGAAACGCGAACGAACGAGGCUGUACGACGCCGCGGUCAGCGUUUGAAAAGCAAAAAGAUAGCCGACGAGAAAAUGAAAAAAAAAAAAAGGGAAAAAGAGGGCGACAGAGGGAAAAGAAGCAGAAACGAGGACGGGUGACGGCAAGCCAGAGCUAGAUCGUAACGGAUCUCCGAGACUUUACGAGAGUCCCGCCGUGACCGCAAACCUAGGACACGAGGAAAGAACACACAACACUGUACAUUGUAAAUAGUAGCGCGGAGAAGACGGUUACAGAGAAAGACAGAGUUAAUUAAUUAAAAGAUAAAAGAAGGAUAAGAUGAGAUGAGAGAACGAGCGAGCGAACGAGAGAGAGAGAGAGAGAGAGAGAGAGAGAGCGAGAGCGCGAG